AGUAAUUCUGUGACAUGUACACAUCUAGGUGCAGUUUAGGGACAUAUUAUAUACUAAUGGCCAACCUGCAGGCCAAAGCGAAGUGGUCAAUUGAUGACCAGGUUGGCUUCUUUAAGUUCUGUGACUCAUUGCCAGAGAAAGCAGAUGCCACAUACAGGGUAUUUGAUCACGGUGAAUUUUACUCUUCUCACAGCAAAGAUGCAGACCUGGCAGCAAAGCAUAUCUUUAAGUCUUCAACUGCUGUAAAAGAACUUGGAAAAAAAGAUGCUAAAGUUCCCACUGUAUUUCUAAGUCAACUAAAUUUUGAAUCGCUUGCAAGAGAUCUUUUGUUGGUGAUGCAAUAUCGCCUUGAGGUGUAUCGACAGUUGUCCAAUCGUAAAUGGGAACUCGCAUACAAAGCUUCACCUGGCAACCUCAACGAGGUUGAAGAUAUCCUGUUCAAAAAUGUUGACAUUGGAGACCAGACAUCAUCUGCAGUUAUCAGUGUUAAGUACACACUUGCUGCCGGUGGCCAAAGUACAGUAGGUCUUGCGUAUGUUGACACUAGAUCAUGCGAGGUAAUGUACGCAGAGUUCUCCGAUAAUGAUCAUUUCUCCAAUCUCGAAUCUGCUAUUAUACAGCUGGGUCCUAAGGAAUGCAUUGUGCCAAAACUGGACACCUCCCAUGAAGCAUCCAAACUUAGCGAAGUUAUCAAACGAAGUGGGUUGUUAAUUACAGAACGACCAAAGUCAGACUUUAGCACAAAAGACUUGGCACAGGAUUUGAAACGAUUAAUAAAAACUAAAAAAAAGCAGUCUGACCAAGAUGAAGUUCCAGUAGGAGCAUCAUGGACAUCAGAUCAUCCCCUUGCAUCCUCUUCACUUUCCUCCCUCAUCCGAUACCUGGAGCUCAUGAGCAAGGAGGAAAAUUUCGGGGAAUUCAGGAUCCGAAAAUUCGAACUUUCCCAAUACAUGAAGUUGGACAGUGCGGCGUAUUCUGCGCUUAAUUUGUUCCCAGAGCGCACCGCACAGGGAGUUGCACAGAACUCUAAACCAGUUGAUUCAUUAUAUGGCUUACUGAACUAUUGUCAGACAGUACAGGGCCAGAGGCUUCUCUCACGGUGGAUUAAACAACCUCUUAUUGAUGUCAACAUCCUGGAAGAGAGGUUGAGCAUCGUAGAGGCUUUCGUAGAUUGCUCCGAACUAAGAAGAUCAUUAGUCGACGAACAUCUUAAAAAACUUCCUGAUUUUGACAGGCUUUCUAAAAAAUUCCACCGCAAAAAAGCAACUUUGCAAGAUUCCUAUCGUGUUUAUCAGGCCAUAAAACAGAUGCCAUAUGUCUGUGAAAGCAUAGGCAGACACGCAGAAGCGUUGGAAAACAAUUACAACUUGCUACGUGAAACUUUUCUUAACCCAAUUCACCAACUAUCUUUGGAUUUUGAGAAAUUUACAGAAAUGUUGGAGACAACACUCGAUUUUAAACUGAUUGAGAAGCAUGAGUUUAUGGUUAAAUGCGACUUUGAUCCUGAAUUGAAGCGACUCCGUGUGAAAAUGGACGACAUAGAAGAAGAAAUGAAUGAAAGUUUCACUCAAGCUGCCGAUCAACUUGGUUUGGAAAAAGGAAAAUCAAUAAAGCUUGAACUCGCCCCACAGUUCGGCUACGUGUUCCGCGUCACUUGUAAAGAAGAGAAAUCCCUUCGACAGAAUAAAAAAUUCACGACUCUUGAUACGAACAAAGCUGGAGUAAGGUUCGUCAAUACACAACUACAGCAGCUCAGCGACGACUACCAGGACUGUCGAGCCGCGUAUGAGGCACAGCAGGACGCUGUUGUCAUGGAGAUUAUGACGAUAGCAUGCGGGUAUGCUGAACCUAUGCGAUCGCUGGGUGACGUCAUUGCAAAACUGGAUGUAUUGUUGUCAUUUGCCCAGGCUGCAGUCACCGCUCCUACUCCGUACGUUCGUCCCGUUCUUCAGCCGCUUGGAACUGGUUCGAACCUGAUUAAACUGGACCAGUGCAGGCAUCCAUGCGUGGAGAGGCAGGACGACGUGUCAUUUAUUCCUAACGAUUUGCUGCUGAAAAAAAACGAACACAACUUUAUUAUUGUAACAGGUCCUAACAUGGGGGGAAAAUCGACAUACAUUCGUCAAAUAGGAGUCGCUGUUCUAAUGGCGCAGAUCGGUUGUUUUGUUCCGUGUGGUGGCGCUACAGUGACGCUGGUCGAUGCAAUCUUAGCCCGUGUCGGCGCCGGUGAUUGCCAGGCGCAAGGUGUAUCCACUUUCAUGGCAGAAAUGUUGGAAACCUCGUCCAUUCUACGUUCUGCGACGUCCAAUUCCCUCAUAAUCAUUGAUGAACUCGGUCGUGGGACGUCAACUUAUGAUGGUUUUGGCCUCGCAUGGGCUAUUUCCCGCCACGUGGCACUAGAGAUCAGAGCUGCUUGCCUCUUUGCAACACACUUUCACGAGAUGACGUCACUGGCAGAUGAGGUGACGUCAGCGGUGAAUUACCACGUCACAGCUCUGACGUCAUCAAACGAAAACGUCGAUUCCCAUAUAACGAUGUUGUACCAAGUUAAACCAGGUUCAUGCGACAAGAGCUUUGGUAUCCACGUAGCAGAAUGUGUGGAUUUCCCUCUUUCAGUUAUAAACGCCGCCAAGCGUAAGGCGGCAGAAUUAGAGGAUUGUUACGUCACUGAUACGUCAAAGGAGGACGACGACGGAAGAAAAAGGAGAAAAACAAAAUCGGACGGUGAAGAAAUUGUGCGAGAUUUCCUGCGUGCAGUGAAGCGUGAACAGUGGAACAAACUUUCGGAGUCCGAAGCUUGCGCGAAGUUUUCCGAACUCAAACGCACAGUUGCUUCUUCUGACAACGAAUACGUAGCAGGCAUUCUUCGAGGCCUGGAAGCUCAGACUUAGUUCAGUUUCUUCAUAUAUCUAAACAGUUCUUUGCUGCCAUACAAAAUCCCGGUUUUAAAAUCCUUUUCUUCGUUUUGUUCUUUUCGCUGUAUUUUACAAUCUAAACACUGCCGUUUUCUAUACUUCUGUUUCCCAUCGGUUUAUAUACUGUACUGCUGUUUGGCGCAAUAAACUCCACGACGAUUUA
Molecule: messenger RNA, 3078 nt
Organism: Ciona intestinalis (vase tunicate)
Lineage: Eukaryota; Metazoa; Chordata; Ascidiacea; Phlebobranchia; Cionidae
Source: RefSeq, a predicted model, not a curated record